This is a messenger RNA of Empidonax traillii (willow flycatcher), 2072 nucleotides long. It is a transcript of the gene TRIM46, whose product is annotated as tripartite motif containing 46. The record is from RefSeq and is a predicted model, not a curated record. Lineage: Eukaryota; Metazoa; Chordata; Aves; Passeriformes; Tyrannidae. The coding region runs from base 86 to 1978 and encodes 630 amino acids. The transcript has 9 exons. Gene Ontology annotation, molecular function: zinc ion binding.
CCGGCUCCGCCGCUCCCUGCAACGCACCGGGGCGAUCGCGGCCGCCGCUGCUGCCGCCGCCGGCACGGGCGCGGGGAGCGGAGCCAUGGCCGAAGGCGAGGACCUGCAGACCUUCACCUCCAUCAUGGACGCGCUCGUCCGCAUCAGCACCAGCAUGAAGAACAUGGAGCGGGAGCUGGUGUGCCCGGUGUGCAAGGAGAUGUACAAGCAGCCGCUGGCGCUGCCCUGCACCCACAACGUGUGCCACGUGUGUGCCAGCGAGGUGCUGCUGCAGCACGGCCACCUGUGCUGCGACCCCACCUCCGAGCCCACCUCGCCCGCCGCCACCCCGUCCACCCGCAGCCCCCGCCUGGGCCGCCGGGUCGUCCCCAAACCCGACCGCCUCGACCGCCUCCUCAAGUCAGGCUUUGGCACCUACCCGGGGCGCAAGCGGGGGGCCGUGCACCCCCAGACCGUCAGCUUCCCGUGCCCGGCCUGCCAGCGGGACGUGGACCUGGGGGAGAGGGGCCUGGGCAGCCUGUUCCGCAACCUGACGCUGGAGCGGGUGGUGGAGCGGUACCGGCAGACCAUCAACAUCAGCGCAGCCAUCAUGUGCCAGUUCUGCAAGCCCCCGCAGCUGGAGGCCACCAAGGGCUGCACCGAGUGCAAGUCCAGCUUCUGCAACGAGUGCUUCAAGCUCUACCACCCCUGGGGCACCCAGAAAGCCCAGCACGAGCCCACGCCCCCCACCCUCACCUUCCGCCCCAAGGGGCUGAUGUGCCCGGAGCACAAGGAGGAGGUGACUCACUACUGCAAGACCUGCCAGCGCCUCGUGUGCCAGCUCUGCCGCGUGCGCCGCACCCACACCAGCCACAAGAUCACCCCGGUGCUCAGCGCCUACCAGGCCCUCAGGGAGAAGCUGACGAAGAGCCUCGCCUACAUCCUGAGCAGCCAGGACACGGUGCAGACCCAGAUUGCCGAGCUGGAGGAGACGGUGAAGCACACAGAGGUGAACGGCUCACAGGCCAAGGAGGAGGUGUCACAGAUGAUCCAGGCCCUCUGUACCAUGCUGGAGGAGAAGAGGGCCACCCUGCUGCAGGCCAUCGAGGAGUGCCAGCAGGAGCGGCUGGCCAGCCUGCACGGCCAGAUCCGGGAGCACCAGGCCAUGCUGGAGAACUCGGGCAUGGUGGGCUACGCCCAGGAGGUGCUGAAGGAGACUGACCACCCCUGCUUUGUCCAGGCUGCCAAGCAGCUGCACAACAGGAUCCUCAGGGCCACCGACUCGCUGCAGAGCUUCCGCCCCGCGGCCACCGCCUCCUUCAGCCACUUCCAGCUGGACGUCAGCAGGGAGCUGAAGCUGCUCACCGACCUGGCCUUCAUCCGAGGUAAAGGCAGCGGGACCCGGGCACCGGCUGUGCCCCGUGCGGAGGCGCAGCCCCCGUGGGCAGGGCGGUUCCUUGCCCGCCUCGGAGCCACAGCUCAGCCCGGGCUGCUGCCCGGGGGGCCGCGCUCGGGCAGGCGCUCGCGGAUCUGCCGGUGCCCCCUCCCCGUCAGGGACGGCCCCCGCCCCCCCCCCCCCGCCCCCCCCCCCCCCGCUGCGGCCGCUGCCGAGGCGUCACCGAAGUAUGACCCCGACAGCGGCCACGACAGCGGGGCGGAGGACACGACGGUGGAGGCGCCUCCCCCCUACGCCUUCCUCACCAUCGGCAUGGGCAAGAUCCUGCUGUCGCACGGCUCGGCACUCACCUCCCGCGACCCCAACGGCUGCACCGUGCCCCUGCCCCCCCGCAUCGGCAUCUGCCUGGACUACGAGCAGGGCAAGGUGAGCUUCUACGACGCCGUGUCCUUCCGCGAGCUCUGGGAGUGCGGCGUGGACUGCUCGGGGCCGGUCUGCCCCGCCUUCUGCUUCAUCGGGGGCGGGGCCCUGCACCUCCAGGAGCUGGUGGCCAACAAGCAGGAGAGGAAAGUGACCAUCGGGGGCUUCCCCAAGCUGGACUGAGCCGUGCCCGGGCUCCCCGCGUGCCCCAGGCUGUGCCCCCCGAGAGCUCCGGGGCUAGGGGGGGGUCACACGUGGGCAGGGAGCAGAGCACAGG